Colletotrichum truncatum is the source of this 3228-nucleotide messenger RNA. RefSeq names its product ubiquitin c-terminal hydrolase domain-containing protein. The record is from RefSeq and is a predicted model, not a curated record. Gene Ontology annotation, cellular component: cytoplasm. NCBI's taxonomy places the organism in Eukaryota, Fungi, Ascomycota, Sordariomycetes, Glomerellales, Glomerellaceae. Gene Ontology annotation, molecular function: cysteine-type deubiquitinase activity. Gene Ontology annotation, biological process: protein deubiquitination.
AUGAGUUCGACGGCUUCCUCAGCCACCAGAACCGUUCUUGGUGGUGGCGGCUCGGCCAUGCCCAGCGGCAACGCCCUACACUCCUUCGCCAUGGGAGGAGACGGGGCAUCUGCCGGACGCGGCGGCAAACCCCCGCUACCCCAUAUCGACGACCUCACCUCUGCCUCCCCCGAUGUCGACAUGAAACUGCCCUUGCGCAAGAUCCUCGAGAAGGGCGACAAUGCCAUGCGACAAGCCGAGACCUUUCGCGACUUUGGUAGACCUGAUCUGGCCUUCAAGGAAUAUAUCAAAGCCUCCUUGAUUGCUGUCAGAUACGUGCCACAGCACCCCGAUGCUCUGUCGGUCAGGGGCGGCCACGGAGACAUGAGUCGCAUUUACACCGCGCUCAUGAAAAAGAUAGACUCGCAGCAUGGAAACUUUGAAAAGAUCAAGGCCGAUAUCAUUGCCGAUAACCAGAGGACUGGCGUCAAGCGCACGACCUCACGACCGUCCUCCAUGAUCAACGGAGAAGUGAACCGGCCGAUGACACCGCAGGGUCACCCGGGUACGCCGGUUAUGAGCCCCACGAGGUCUGAAGCUGGAACCCAUGUCAAUGGUUCACCAUCUCCCAAGUCUAAGCCUACGGUCCAGCCGAAACCACAGGCUCUGCUCGGGAACUCUAUACGCUCGGGCACUGGAGCUCCCGGUGGCAAGAGCAAGGUCACCGAAGAUCUGGCAGCCCGCUUCGCCAACCUCCGAGGACCGGUACCAUUGCCCGGUCAGGACCCCCGUAUACGAACGCAUCCCAUCGUUCCGCCGAGACCAGCAGGACCGAGGGCCAUGCCCACCCCCGAACCGAUCGAGAAACCAAAGGUGGCACUGGUUACGAAUCUUCCGGACCUUCCCAAAAUGCCAGACGCCAUCUACAGCCCAGCUAGGGGGACCGUAUCGAACGAAGCCGCCUCACUACCCUCAAGUACGCCGCGCGGCUUGUUCAGCAGAACGGGUUCUUCAGCCACGAUUAACACCGUCCUCGCCAAUAGCAACAAGUCCUCUGAUUACUUCGCGCCUUCCCAUCCCGUUCCAAAUGCCAAUUCUGUCCCUGUCAGAGCCCCUAGCAUCUCGAUCCCCGAGGGCGACACUAUUACUGCCGAAGAUCUAAUGAACUACACAAGACGGGGCUCGGCCACUCUCCAAGUCCUAAUAAUCGACGUUAGAAGUCGAGAUGAUUUUGACGAGGGCCACAUUUUGUCGCAGGCCGUGAUUUGCAUUGAGCCCAGCAUUCUCCUGAGAGAAAAUAUCUCCUCUGAACAGAUCGCCGAGAGUAUGGUGCUUUCACCAGCGCAGGAGUAUCACCACUUUGAGAGGAGAGAUGUCUUCGACCUCGUGGUAUUCCAUGACCAAGACUCGGAUUCUAUCCCCCGAUACAUUUCCCCUGACAUGGACGCGGCGGCUUUACUAUCACUCCAGCGAGCAUUAACGUACUUCAACUACGGAAAGGAGUUAAAGAACCCUCCAAAACUGCUCCAGGGAGGUUUGGAUGCUUGGACUGAUCUGGUUGGGAGAAGCGCUCUCGCAACGUCGCAAACGGCAGGUGCUGUCAGAGCUCCCCGCAUCCGAUCUCCAUUGAAACCCACAAUCUCCAUCUCGAAGCCAAACAGGCAGUACAAGGUCACGCCGUUGAAGCCUGAAGAAGUCAAGUUAUGGGAGGAGACACUGCACAACGCCGAUCUCGAAACCGCGAGGUCUCCUGGUUUCAUGCAUGUGCGUAGCACCGAGGAGUUUCUGCGAAGGUUUCCUGCCGUCUCAACUGAGCAGGAAUCGAUGCAGUCACCAGUCAGCCCAGACAGGCCGACUCACAGCUAUGGUCAGAACCACGUCGAUAUCUACUCAGACCUGCCAUCGCCGCCCACUCGGCCAGCUCCCGCCGUACCUCGUCCGAGCUACAGUGGCCUGUCUCAAACGCAGGAUGACCACGAAGCUCCUCAGGGCCUUUCUUUCCCAGCCCAGGCACGGAACUUAAAGCAGGGCCCGUUGGCUCGUCCCGAUUCUCCCUCGGUGACGAAUACCGUCAAAGAUGGCCACCAUAUUACUGGUUUGAACAACCCAGGCGUGUGGUGCUACGCCAACAGCUCUAUUCAAGCACUACGGAUGUCACCGGGCUUCGGCAAGGAGCUGGCUACUUUUGAGUGGCAGAACACGUACAAGGUGCCCAAGAAGGCUGAUGAGAAGAAUGACCCGCCCCAACUGAUGUCGCGAAUCCUAUCCAACUUGUUCCAUUGGUUAGACUCUGGCAAGUUUGAUGUCAUGAAGGCGCAGACACUGAUGGACUAUUCUCGAUCAGUCUGUGAAAAGAGCCGAAUCAAGGAUAAGGGCGACGAAUUCGGCGGCAAUCGGCAACAGGAUGCCCAAGAGUUCAUGUCAUGGCUCAUGGCUUACCUUCACGAGGAGACAAACAUGCGACGUGACCGUAGCGGAGACGACAAGUCGAGUAUACCACCACAGAUGAAGGGCGGCAAGUCAAUGCUUCAAGGGGCUUACGAGUGGUGGGGCAAUUACUCGAAAACUAACCUCUCCAUCGUCGACAAGUACUGGCGCGGCCUGGAGCUCUCAACUGUGGUGUGCUCGAGAUGUCACAACCGUACAUACAACUGGGCUACGUUCGACUUCAUCUCAGUACCGAUCAACGGUGGGACACAGACGAUCGAGGACUGUAUGCGGUCGUACAUUGAGCCAGAGACUCUCCCCGACUAUAAGUGCGACAACUGCAACAUGAACGUGCAGGGAAGAAAGCAAAUUGCCCUAGCGCGUCUUCCGGAGCUCCUGUGUCUCUCUUUCAGGCGCUUCGACUACGAUUCCACCCUCCAAGUGCACAAGAAGCGGGACAUGAUCACAUGGGAUUUUAACAAUCUCAAUCUCGACGCGUUCUUCAUCCCGCCCGAGGAGCGCAACACGGUAGGACCGCCGCUUGACGAAAAGUUUGAGCUCCCAUUCGACUACGAGUGCUACGCCGUCAUCAUCCACACCGGAACGAACAUCACCAGCGGCCACUACUACGCCUACGUCCGCGAGCCGCAGAACCCAGAUCCGCACGCCUGGUAUCGCAUCAGCGACGCGCGUGUGACGCCCGUGCGUAUCGACGGCACAGGGCGCGGAUCCGACGCCAGUCGCGACGUAUUCAAAAAGGGCACCAGCGACGUGCCGUACCUCGUAUUCUUCCGCAGGAAGCAAGGCCGGACUAGACGAUGA